Molecule: messenger RNA, 2693 nt
Organism: Cavia porcellus (domestic guinea pig)
Lineage: Eukaryota; Metazoa; Chordata; Mammalia; Rodentia; Caviidae
Gene: Myoz3
Product: myozenin 3
Exons: 8
Coding region: 310-1068 (252 amino acids)
Cellular component (GO): actin cytoskeleton; Z disc
Molecular function (GO): FATZ binding; telethonin binding; actin binding
Source: RefSeq, a predicted model, not a curated record
CCGAAAUAAGGCUGUGACCCAAGACAAGGCAAGAAUGAUUCUUGUCAGCUGAAGCCAGAGCUUGGCAAGGCACCACCCACUCACUGACCACUGACUGCGGACUGAGGCAGACACCGACCACACAACUCAGCUUCCCGUCAGAGGUGUUAAUCUUGAGGGUCGGACACUCCUUCCUGCCCACCGUGGUCUUGUCCUCUCAGGGAGGAAACUGAGGCGAGCUGGAGAACCAUUGUUCACAAAUUUGGAAAAAGUUAAGUGCACUGAGUCAGGUUGCCUAGUUCAGUGCCCACUGACCUGGGGCCCUGCAGGAUGAUUCCCAAGGAGCAGCAGGAUCCAGCGGUGACCCUCAUGGGGGAUGUCAUGGGGCCAGAACCUUCCCUGGACCUGGGGAAGAAGGUGAGCGUGCCCCAGGACCUGAUGAUAGAAGAGCUGUCGCUGCGCAACAAUCGCGGAUCUCUCCUCUUCCAGAAGAGGCAGCGCAGGGUGCAGAGGUUCACGUUUGAGCUCGCAGCCAACCAGCAGGUGGUCCUGGCCGGGAGCACCAAGGGAAAGGUGACCGAGGCGUCGGCGCCGCUGAGGGUUGUCAACGGCCCGGAGGGGCAGAACUACCGCUCGGAGGGGCAGAACUACCGCUCGGAGCUCCACGUCCUCCCGGCCUCACCCGGGGGCCCCGCGGGCGCCCACCUCGCAGCCGCCGCAGAGCAGCGCGCGCGGAGCCCCAGCGCCCUGGCGCCAGGCUAUGCUGAGCCCCUGAAGAGCGUCCCGCCCGAGAAGUUCAACCACACCGCCAUACCCAAGGGUUACCGCUGCCCCUGGCAGGAGUUUGUCAGCUACCGGGACUACUCGUUCGAGGGCCAGAGGCACACCCCCAGCCUCGGAGACUAUCGGAAUUUCAAUAAGACCCCGGUGCCAUUUGGAAGACCCCUCAUAGGGGAGGCCAUUCCCAGGGCAGCCACCCCCUUUGUCCUGGAGCCCUUCGAUGGCUUGGAACUCCUGCGCCUGAGACCGAGCUUCAAUAGGGUGGCUCAGGGCUGGGUACGCAACCUCCCAGAGUCUGACGAGCUGUAGCCCCAGCCUGAAGCUUCAGUUCCCCAGAAUCGGGGAACUCAGGUAAUAUCUGGAGCCAAGACUUGUGGACAGUACUUUUAAAAGUCUAUGAAGAAUCUUCAUGCACAAACUGUGACUGAAAAUGGCCUCAGCGGUCACAAAGUUUAGUAGAAUCCAAAUGCGGAUGUGCUUCAAAACUACCUGGGGGAUGUCGGUCCUGAAGCAGAUUUCUGGCCUGCCUCCACCAGCAGCAUCAGAGCUCCUUGCACUGGGGAGUCUGUUAGUAACUGUGCUCUAAGUGACUCCAUUGUCACCUGUCUGUGGUUUGUCUUGUACCUUAUGGGUGCAAAGUGGGGUUCUUACAAGGAAUCCUUCCCACCAUGCAUGCUGAGCAGGCCCGUUGGUGGAGGUGGUGGUGGCGGCACCUCCACUCUAUUGAGGGUCCCAAUGUGAGGGCUGGUGGUAGGUUCUCUAUAUUCUGUUCCUCAUUCUCAGUGUGACUCCACCAUCCUUUUCUCCCUCCUUACAGAUGUGGAUAUCCAGGCUCAGAGGAAGGGAGUGGUUUGUGUAGGGCAGUCAGAAUGAUAAUCUGUCUGGUUGAGGGGAUGAAUAUUUCUACUGUCCUAGGUGUCCAAGCCAAUGCCCACUCACCCUGUCAUCACUGAUGUUGGUGCCUUACCUUGCAGUUUAGAGGUUAAGGGUGGAAGGUGGGGUAUCUGAUUAGAGGGCUGGGUUCUAAUUCUAUUACUGUGAGUCAUGUGACUUUAAGAAAGUCAUUUCACAUCUUGAGCCUGUUUCUCCAUCCAAAGAUGAGAAUAAAUGCAGAAGCUUUUUAUAGAGCUGUUGAGAGUUCAGCAAGCACACAUUCGUUAAGGGCCCAGUGUUAGGCUUCUUGAGGCCACUGUUCUAGACUGGAACAGAUGUCCUGCAGUGGAUACUGCCCAAAAGCAAGCUCCCAGCGUGCCAUUGCGUCCAGGAAGGCUGGCACUGAACAACAGCAGCUCAUCACCGCAGCGCUCACUUUGGAGAGGAAUUCCUUUGGCCUCUGCCUCCUGGACUCCAUGCUGAGUGAGACAGUGGUUACAUUUCCCUUUCACUCUGAGGUGUCCCUUCCUGCUGGAUUCUGGGGCCAGUAGCUUGUCACUUAGGACCGCUUGUAAUUGAUGUGUUCUCUUGAAUUUGAGGGUUGUUGGUUAAAGCCAGGUUUCUGUGAGCUGAAGAACAUUAGUAUGUGAAAAGUGGAAGACUGGCCGUGGCAUGGCUUGAGUUGGUCCUGUAGGGCUCUGCAGGUAACUGCAGUUGCCAUGAACAGAAGAGAGCCUGAGGAAGGGAAGGGGAUGCCUUUACCCAAAAGUAGAUCCUCAUUCCUUUUUCUCCUGAUCUUCUUUUGCUGAUGUUUUAAAAAAAAAUGAGAAAUGACGUGUGAAAGUAUCUGACCAACACAGCCCCUCAUGCACAUCCGUGUUUUCCUGCAUUCUUAAUUUGUUUGCCAUGAGAGGUAGCCAUGAGAAUUACAGGAUUCUGUGACUAUGUACCUGUACUCGUAUGCAAAGUACAUAGCUGUGUCUUUGUGUUAAAAGGAACUGCACUGUAUGUAAUGUACUAUUCUUUAUUUGACAAAUAAAAUUCCAAAUCUAAAAAUGCCA